Molecule: messenger RNA, 822 nt
Organism: Psilocybe cubensis
Lineage: Eukaryota; Fungi; Basidiomycota; Agaricomycetes; Agaricales; Agrocybaceae
Exons: 7
Coding region: 1-822 (273 amino acids)
Source: RefSeq, a predicted model, not a curated record
AUGUCCUCGUUCACUUACAUCCAUGUCGACCUCAACCCCACCAUUGGCGUCUUACAGAUUGGCUCGCUAAUUGGUGUCUUUCUUUUCGGCGUGGUGUCUGUUCAAACAUAUAACUAUUAUGCUAUGUAUAAAGAAGAUGGAUGGGUUAAUAAGGCAUUGGUUGCUUCUAUCUGGUUUUUGGAAGCUGCUCAUACACUGGGCAUCAGUUAUGAAGUUUAUCAUUCUACGAUAACAUUGUACGGAGAACCAGAGAAACUCGUCAAAUUUGAAGCUAUAGGGGCUGUAGUUGUUUUCGGCGGGGCGGUUACUCUUCUUGCACAGGCUUUCUUCGCUAUCCGUUUAUCGAAGCUCUUUCCUGGAUCUUACAAGUACAUCGGCGCUGCCUGCACAGGAGUCUCUACUGUUCGCUUUAUUGCAACCAUUUACCUCACAGUUACCGGCGUUACAGCAAGAAGCUUCGAGGAAUAUCGAGACACAUAUGGCUGGCUCAUCACAACGACCUUUGUCGUGGGCGCCGCAGUCGACAUCAUAAUUGCUGGCUCUAUGAUGUACUAUUUGUCGAGGAAGAGGGGGAAAGCCAUGGAGCGGCUCAACGCUAGGAAUGAAAUGCGACAAGAGAUUCUUCAGAACGACCUGUUCGCAAGGGCAAAGACGACCGGUCAAGAUAGCAACACCGUUUUCUCCCAUGACCAGCCAUUUGAGAUGGUACACCCUCGUCAGCGAAUUAGUGGUGACGCAAGUCUCUAUAUGGACAAAACAAAGCUGAAGCCCGCCAAUCUAGGCGUGUACCGCAUAUCCGAAGAAGAGGCCGCCGCCGUUUAA